This is a messenger RNA of Haplochromis burtoni (Burton's mouthbrooder), 1522 nucleotides long. RefSeq names its product S-methyl-5'-thioadenosine phosphorylase. Gene Ontology annotation, biological process: nucleoside metabolic process. Gene Ontology annotation, cellular component: cytosol. Gene Ontology annotation, molecular function: S-methyl-5-thioadenosine phosphorylase activity. NCBI's taxonomy places the organism in Eukaryota, Metazoa, Chordata, Actinopteri, Cichliformes, Cichlidae. The record is from RefSeq and is a predicted model, not a curated record.
GACAACCAAGAGGUCUCAAACACUCUACGAUGGUCAGCCCACCAGUCCCCCAGGUGUCUGUCAUAUCCCCAUGGCUGAGCCUUUCUGCAACAAAACUAGAGAGGUUUUGGUGGAGGUGGCGCGGAGUCUGGGGGUCAAAUGUCAUGUGCGAGGGACCAUGCUGACUAUCGAGGGGCCUCGGUUUUCUUCGCGGGCAGAGAGCCUGAUGUUCCGCCAGUGGGGUGCUGACGUCAUCAAUAUGACCACCGUGCCAGAGGCGGUCCUCGCCAAGGAGGCUGGCUUGUGCUAUGCCAGCAUUGCCAUGGCAACAGACUACGACUGUUGGAAGGAGCACGAGGAAGCAGUCUGUGUUGACAAUGUACUGAAGACGAUGAAGGAGAAUGCAAACAAAGCUAGCAGUAUCCUGUUAACAGCAAUACCCCAGAUUAGUCAGAUGGACUGGGCUCAGACAAUAAAUACAUUGAAAUCGAUGGCUCAGUCUUCAGUAAUGAUACCGAAGCACUAAACGCAGAGGAAACUACUAGAAAGGAUAAAGAGACCAGACAACCACCCACACGGAGUCAAACACCGACUGCAAACUCAACCCUGCCCGUCCAAUCGUCAUCAGUGAAUCACAACAAAGUGCCUCACAUUAAAUAAUCCACUUUUUAUUUUCUUUUUUUUUUUUUUUGGGGGGGGUCUUUAUUUAGUUGGAUGUUCAGUGUUUUGUGUUGACUCUUGACUCUGAUUCAGAGAUCACUCAUUUAUGUCUGGAGCAUGUUUUCCUCUCACACAGUGUUAGGUGGGAGGGCCCUUCCACUCUAGCUGUAGUUGAGGAAAUGGAUGUUUGUUACAGUUACCACAUUUGGGUCUAAACAUUCUAAGGUUUUAAGUAUUCAGUAUUUUGUGGACACAUUUGUAUGUGUUUGCUGGUUGUAAGCCACUGGUGUCUUAGUUUCUGGUUAUAUGAAGAUGAUUUUUAAAGCUUUGCAAGUUUAGCACACAAAUACUAUAUUACUGCCUUAGUUGCAUUUAAGCUUCUACUCUUCAAGCUUGAAUCUAUUGUCAGCAUGAGAAUGACUGAACGUCUAAAUGUUACUUCAAUCUGGUCACUCUUGUGGUCUUUACGGAAUAAUUUCAUUUUUAUUUGCUCUUUAUGACUGUGUUUAAUGACUAGAGAAACAUCUCAUUUUGAAUGGCAUGCUGUUCUGUACCUGCAAAUACCGUAACCAAGUCAGUGAAAAGCUGUCAAAUUGGCAGUAAACAUGUACCAACAGUGGUAGUGGGGGGGAAACACCCAAAUUAUUUGCUAUACUGACAGUUUGGGGUUUUUUUUUUUUUUUUUUUCCCCCAAAGCAUGGAUUGAAAUGGGAAUUUUGUCAUGUUGCAUCAUAUUGUAGUCAUUUGAGAUUUUUCUUGUUUACAUUUUCUUAACUUGAACUUACUCUGUACAUUGCACAGCAUAUUUAGUAGCCUCUUCUUCAGCAGCCUGUUUUUCUGUAGUAUGAAUAAUUUGUCUCAAUAAAAGUUAGACUUUGACUAA